Messenger RNA from Metopolophium dirhodum (rose-grain aphid), 648 nucleotides. RefSeq names its product zinc finger MYM-type protein 1-like. NCBI's taxonomy places the organism in Eukaryota, Metazoa, Arthropoda, Insecta, Hemiptera, Aphididae. Bases 1 to 648 code for a protein of 215 amino acids. The transcript has 4 exons. The record is from RefSeq and is a predicted model, not a curated record.
AUGUCUGGUCAGAAAGGAAGUAUCCAAACUAAACUUAAGCAAAUUUAUCCAUACGCUAUAUACAUUCAUUGUAUGGCACACAAAUUAAAUUUAGUGAUUGUGGACACAUGCAGAUAUUUGAAAGAUCUUAGAAAAUUAUUUAAUGGACUAGAAGCCAUCUACGUACAUUUCUCAUAUCCUUCAAAAAAUAAAAAGUUCUACGAAAUUCAAAAUCAACUUGGUUUGAAAAAAAAAUCUUUAGUUCAGUUAAGUGAAACAAGAUGGGCCUGUCGUUUUAAAAGUUGCAGCUCAGUCAUACAAAAUUAUGGUGUAUUAAUUCAGUCUUUAAAAGAGGAAAUUGAUGCUCAAAAAAUUAAAGAUGUCGCUGAAGCAAUUGGUAUUAUUUCAACAAUUAAGUCUGAUGAUUUUGUAAUAUAUUUAUUCAUAUUAAAGGAAGUGUUACAAAUUAUUCAUAUACUAUCACUCCAUUUACAAUCAAAAUCAGCAACUCUGGGUAAAUCUAAAUCUUUAAUAACUGGAGUAAUUACAACUUUACAAGAACAUCGUGAUUCUGAACAACAUUAUAAUACACUUCGGAAUGAAAUGCUUGAAUUUAGCACUAAACAUGAAAUUUAUCUUGAAAUUCCUUUGGAAUUACUCCCUCGUUAA